AUGUACUUCCUGCGGCAGCUCAGGAAAGUCAAGCUGCCUGCACAGAUGUUGGUGCAGUUCUACACGGCCAUCAUCAAGUCCAUCCUCACCUCCUCCAUCACCGUGUGGUUCGCUGGAGCCACAGUCAGGGACAAGCAGAGACUACAGUGCAUCGUGCGCUCUGCAGAGAAGGUUAUCGACCGCAGCCUCCCAUCACUGCAGGACCUGUGCUACCUGGUAGAUGGGAUCUCUAAAGGCGCAUGGCUGAACCGCUCCAGCAUCAUAUUCGCGGGGAACGAUAAAUGGUCUGUGGAUCCACGGGUGUCCAUCGUGUCAAGUCCGGGCGAUAAACACGAGUACAGCCUGCAGAUACAGAAGGUGGAUGUAAGCGAUGAUGGACAGUACACAUGCUCCGUCCAGAGUGAACGCAGUCCACGGCCAAAGCUCCUCAACCUCAUAGUAAAAGGUCUGUGUCACUGA
Molecule: messenger RNA, 459 nt
Organism: Knipowitschia caucasica
Lineage: Eukaryota; Metazoa; Chordata; Actinopteri; Gobiiformes; Gobiidae
Source: the annotation of a GenBank genome assembly